Molecule: messenger RNA, 1223 nt
Organism: Catharus ustulatus (Swainson's thrush)
Lineage: Eukaryota; Metazoa; Chordata; Aves; Passeriformes; Turdidae
Gene: FBLIM1
Product: filamin binding LIM protein 1
Exons: 8
Coding region: 65-1132 (355 amino acids)
Biological process (GO): cell-cell adhesion
Cellular component (GO): focal adhesion; stress fiber
Molecular function (GO): filamin binding
Source: RefSeq, a predicted model, not a curated record
GUCUGUCUGCCCCUAAAAAAAUGUGCUGACCCCCGUGAGUGGGAUUUUGGGGGAGCAGAGCCGCAUGAGACCAGGAACUCAUCUCACAGUCAACCCCCGAUCCAGCCCUUCCACGGCUUCAGCAAUGUUGCCGAGGAAAGCAGAGAAGAGAAUUGCUUCGUCCAUCUUCAUCACCCUUACGCCACCACGGAGGGAUGUGGCCACCAAGGAGAAAACCCAACAGGAGCUGCAGCCAGAUGGUGCCAAGGUCCCUGGCACCCAUCACCCCCAGAUCCUGCUGUCAGCCCCCACGUUGUCCAGUGGAGAAACCCAGCCGGUGGCCCCUGUACCUUCAUCCCCACCAGUCCUUCCCCUCUCUGAAGUGCCCCAGCCCUUGUCUGAGGAGGCGUUGGGUCUGGCACUGCAACAACUGGACCUUGCAGCACCUGCCACCCUCCAGGCCCCUUCUACCUUCCCUGCUAAAUUGAAGCCGUCCACAUUUUGUCAGGAGCAAGCAGGCAAGCAGCAGUGGCAGGAUGUGAAUGGGUACCCAGAGAGGGACAGCUCUAGAGACAUCUGUGCCUUCUGCCACAAAGUGCUGGGGCCCCAGGAGCCGACGGUGGAGGCAAUGCAGAAGCAGUACCACCCUGACUGCUUCACCUGCCGCACGUGCCACCGACUCCUGGCUGGGCAGCGCUACUUCCAGAGAGAUGGGUGCCCCACGUGUGACACCUGCUUCCAGGCCACGCUAGAGAAAUGUGCCAAGUGCCAGGAGCUGAUCACGGAGCACAUUAUCCGUGCUCUAGGCAAGGGCUACCACCCCAGCUGCUUCUCCUGCUUCUCCUGCGGCCGGGCCAUCGGCACCGAGAGUUUCACUGUGGAUGAGCAGGGUGACGUGUACUGCAUGCCUGACUUCUACAGGAAAUAUGCCUCGGUGUGCAGUGCCUGUGAGCGCCCCAUUGUCCCUCAUGAGGAUGAGGACACCUACAAGAUUGAGUGCCUGGGACGCAGCUUCCACGAGAGCUGCUACCGCUGCGAGAGCUGCAGGAUGCCCCUGUCACCGGAGCUGACAGAGAAUGGGUGCUACCCCUGGAUGACCACCUCCUCUGCAAGUUCCUGCCACAUCUGCUGGCGCAACGAGUCAUCCUGCUGAGACCCUGCAGCUCAUCAACCUCUUCCAGUGCCAGGCACCAGAAAGGGGGUGCCCCCAGUGGGAUGUGCCCCAUGGCUGACCCUGCAUGCCU